Salvelinus sp. IW2-2015 is the source of this 565-nucleotide messenger RNA. It is a transcript of the gene nars2, whose product is annotated as asparaginyl-tRNA synthetase 2, mitochondrial. Gene Ontology annotation, cellular component: mitochondrion. Gene Ontology annotation, biological process: asparaginyl-tRNA aminoacylation. Lineage: Eukaryota; Metazoa; Chordata; Actinopteri; Salmoniformes; Salmonidae. The record is from RefSeq and is a predicted model, not a curated record. Gene Ontology annotation, molecular function: asparagine-tRNA ligase activity; ATP binding.
CCAGUCCGGAUGAUAAUGUCAGUGUUAUUGUCAUUGCAGGAGAAGGGUUUUAUUCAGAUCCACACCCCAGUCCUCACGUCUAAUGACUGUGAAGGGGCAGGAGAGCUUUUCCAGGUUGAGCCUGCAGGUCAGGAGAAGAACCAGGAUGAGGAGGGGCACCAACACUUCUUUUCUGUCCCAGCGUACCUGACUGUCUCUGGGCAGCUGCAUCUGGAGAUCAUGGCUGGGGCAUUUCCUGGAGUGUACACUUUUGGACCAACGUUCCGGGCAGAAAACUCUCAGAGCAGACGUCACCUGGCUGAGUUCUACAUGGUGGAGGCAGAGAUCUCCUUCACACAGUCACUAGAGGAUCUUAUGAAGGUGAUGGAAGACUUGUUCAGGUCUACAACAGAACAUCUCCUAGCUCAGUGUCCUGAAGAUGUGGCUUUAUAUCACAAACACGUGUCACCUGGAUACAGGGACAAUGUGGAUCUAAUGAUGAAGAAGAGUUUUAAUGUGAUAACCUACACAGAGCCAUAAACAUCCUCAACAGCAGCUCCAAAGAAAUUUGCUUUUCAAAACAGAU